AUGACAUCUCUCCUAUACUUCAGUCGACCUAUUGGUCCAAUGUGUGUUAUGAUACUGGCAGCAGCGAGAGUGAGUCGGACACUGUGGUGGAGAAGCCUGAAGACGAAUCAGAUUUUGAUUUGGGACAAGGAACUGCAAGAAAUGGAGGAUUACUUGAAAGAGAAUACGUGCGACACUGUAAGCGAAGUGAUGGAUAAAAUUUUCGGUGUAGGGUGUUCCAGUCUAGCUGCUAAGUACGACAAUAUGUCAGCUGCCGAGCGUGCCGAUAUGACCGCUCGACCUUCCUAUUUUUGUAAGAGGCCUCCCGUAGGGUGGCCAUCUUCUCCAGCUGAUUCAGAAACCCAGUCCCUUCAGGCAACAGAACAAGCUUCGAGGAAUGAACCAUCGCGGCAGUAUUUGCUACGUCGACAACCAAGGUGUGAAGUUCCUGACGAAGAGAUUAUUCAAAAUGGGAAAAAAUGGAUGACUAAGGAGGUGAUGUUGGCAUUCGAAAAAUACGCUGAAAGAAAUACUAAUCUCAAGGGUCUUGAGUGGCAGAUUGAGGAACUCUGUCACCAAUGCUUUAAUGUGGAAUACCAUCACAAAGUUUUCCACCAUUACAAUUUCACUGUAAAGAUUGAGAGCCCUAGGUCAAGUGAUUCCAGAGUGGCAUUGUUCUUCGCUGAAGUGAAAGAGAUAUUCGGAAGAAAAUACUAUUUCUGCUGCCCUCUAGAACCAAAUGAAAGUGGUCAGUGUUAUGCAUGCCAUAACCAAGGAGUUGAUGAUCUAAGGCAUCCAGCUACAGGUGGAUAUGACCGGGGUUCUCUGGAUAUCGCAUUCCCAUUUAUUUGUAUGGAUUAG
Messenger RNA from Triticum turgidum subsp. durum (durum wheat), 840 nucleotides. NCBI's taxonomy places the organism in Eukaryota, Viridiplantae, Streptophyta, Magnoliopsida, Poales, Poaceae. The record is from the annotation of a GenBank genome assembly.